AUGGGUGGAAAAAAAACGGAACGGAGCCAUCGCCAAACCAACAACCGUUCGGGUGAGCUUGACGAGAACGACGUCGCACCCGCCAUUUUCUCCAUCCUUGAAGCAAUAGCUUCUUCACUUCAGAUCUCUUCUUCUUCUUCUUCCACUUAUCGUCUUCUCUCUUCGUACCUUCUGUGCGUCUCUCUCUGCAUGUUCUGCUGUCUUCCUAGGGUUUCGGAUCCUAAGAGAUCUCUUCGUGGAUCCACCGAAAUGGCGGAUUCUGAGCCAAUUACGCCUGGCCAGGUUUCGUUUCUGCUCGGAGUCAUCCCUGUCUUCAUAGCAUGGAUAUACUCAGAGUUUCUAGAGUAUAAGAGGUCUUCUUUGCACUCUAAAGUUCAUUCAGAUAAUAAUUUGGUUGAACUGGGUGAGGUGAAGAACAAGGAAGAGGAAGUAGCAGUUUUACUGGAAGGAGGUCUUCCAAGAUCGAUCUCUUCAAAAUUCUAUAACUCGCCUGUCAAGACGAAUUUGAUUAGGUUUCUGACGCUGGAUGACUCUUUCUUGAUUGAUAAUCGAGCAACCUUGAGAGCAAUGGCUGAGUUUGGGGCGAUUCUUUUCUACUUUUAUAUUUGCGAUCGAACAAGCUUGAUUGCAGAGUCUAAAAAGAAUUACAACCGAGACCUUUUCCUCUUUCUCUACUGUCUUCUCAUCAUAGUGUCAGCCAUGACGUCCCUGAAGAAACACAAUGACAAAUCACCAGUAACAGGGAAGUCUAUCCUCUAUCUUAAUCGUCACCAGACUGAAGAGUGGAAGGGAUGGAUGCAGGUUCUAUUUCUGAUGUACCAUUACUUUGCUGCGGCUGAGAUAUAUAAUGCAAUUAGGGUCUUCAUCGCUGCCUACGUCUGGAUGACUGGUUUUGGGAACUUCUCUUAUUACUACAUCAGAAAGGAUUUCUCUCUAGCACGAUUCACUCAGAUGAUGUGGCGUCUUAACUUAUUUGUGGCGUUUAGCUGCAUUAUUCUCAACAACGAUUAUAUGUUAUACUACAUCUGUCCAAUGCACACCUUGUUCACUCUAAUGGUGUAUGGAGCCCUUGGUAUCUUCAGUCGGUAUAACGAAAUACCAUCAGUAAUGGCUGUGAAGAUUGCUUCAUGCUUUCUUGUGGUUAUUGUGAUGUGGGAGAUUCCUGGAGUUUUUGAGAUAUUUUGGAGCCCUCUAACAUUUUUACUGGGAUACACUGAUCCAGCUAAACCAGAUCUACCGCUUCUACACGAAUGGCACUUCAGAUCAGGACUUGACCGCUACAUAUGGAUUAUUGGAAUGAUAUAUGCCUAUUUCCAUCCCACUGUAACUCUUGAACCUAUGGUGGAGAGAUGGAUGGAGAAACUAGAGGAGUGUGAUGCCAAGAGAAAAAAUUCAAUCAAGACAAGCAUAAUUGCAAUUUCCUCAUUCGUUGGUUACCUAUGGUAUGAAUACAUCUACAAGCUUGACAAGUGUCUACAUCUGUCUGCGAAAUUCCACACAACAGCUGCGAAAUUUCUCCCUGACACUAUUUGCUCCAUAUCAACCAAGCUUAGAAGUUUUAUUCUGAACACAUCUCUAAUAAGACACAACUGUCAUGAUCUUCCUAGGUGGCUCGGCAAGAUUACUCUGGAGACAUCGGAUGUGCCUAAUGGACAGCCUAAGUGGCUAUUAUCCUUCAUUCCAGAAUACCCAAUGCUCAACUUCAUGCUCACCACGGCCAUCUAUGUCUUGGUGUCUCAUCGGCUUUUCGAGCUUACCAAUACGUUAAAGUCUGUUUUCAUACCCACAAAAGACGACAAGAGGCUGCUCCACAAUGUCCUCGCUGGAGCUGCCAUCUCCUUCUGUUUAUAUUUAACCGCUCUCAUUCUUCUCCAGAUCCCACACUAA
Molecule: messenger RNA, 1887 nt
Organism: Thlaspi arvense
Lineage: Eukaryota; Viridiplantae; Streptophyta; Magnoliopsida; Brassicales; Brassicaceae
Source: the annotation of a GenBank genome assembly